AUGCUCAGCAGCACAGUGGAAAAAGAAACUGUAACCAUGCUAAAGAGCCCAGCAACAAGUUCGGUGGAAGGAGAGGUGUUGGAUCCUGCAACUUGCACUGCAUUCGAGGGAGUGACCAAAAAGCACUUUGGAAGCAAAACCUUUCGGGUGGCCUUAGAGGAUGGGGUCCUUCUGUGCAAUCUGAUCAGCACGCUUAAACCAGGAAUCAUCAAGUGCGUGAACAAGCACUCCACUCCCAUCGCAGGCUUGGAUAACGUAAAUGUGUUUCUCAAGGCUUGUGAGAAACUAGGUCUCAAUGAAGCUCAGCUCUGUCAUCCUGGAGACCUGCAGGAUGUGUCCAACGGAGUGACUGUCAGGCGUAAAGAGACCAGCAGGAGACAGAAAAAUGUUUUAAUCACCAUAUAUUGGUUGGUUAGGAAGGCCCAGGCUGACCCUUUUUACACUGGACCACUGCUAAACCUGAAAGCCUUUGUAGGUUUGCUGGGCAUAGCAUUAUCCAAGGCUCUAGAGGAGUACUGUAAGUCAAGUGUGAGGGACAGUGGCUACGCAGAGGGCUGGUUCUCUGACAGGGAGGAUCUGUUCAGUCUGAAGCAGCUGAGCUACAGGAGAGAAGACUCCGUUGAGAGCCUGGAUUCAUUGGAGUCUCGCACACUCAGUUUGGCAUCAGACAGCACCCUCAGAGCUGGCAGUAAAGGUUGCUGUAGUGACACAGAACAUUGCUUUAGGAUGGCAGAAAGCAGUAAGAGUGACUUUACAAGCAGAGAGAGUGUGCACAUCCCGUCUGCUCUGAGGAAGAGGGCUGAACACCAGGAGGGCAGGGGUUGCACAGGCCCCCUCAUUAGUGAAAGUGGGAAGGGCUUAUGCCAUGACCUCCCUCCUGCCUCUGCCUUCCUCCAAUGGGCGAGCAGUUACCAGAGUGACAGUGACUCUGACUUGGACCGCCCUGAACCAGACCUUGUGCAGGACGACCUAGCCAGUCGCAGAUUUCGCUCUGUAAACUGUGUGGCACCUAUGAAUUUUGCAAUCCCUUCAAAACCAAGGGGUCUCAAAGUGACCCCUAUGGGGACCCCAAGUGCUGGGAAGUCAUGGCUUACCUUGUCAGAUGCCUCACGGCUGGCUGCAAUGCCACCGCAGAGAUCAAACCAGAGUGUGUUGUCCUCCCUACCCUCUGGAAAUGGACAGACUGAUUUGGAAACAGACACUUUAGAGGAAGAGUUUCUUCAUAGAGCACUGAAUGAUGGCAUGAGUGACUCUGAUGAGGACCACGGAUAUGCUGAUCCUGUGCUGGACGACCUUUACGCUCGGCGGGUGCUUCUAGCUGAACAUCAGACCUCCAUCAAUGCCGAUUCUGACAAGUUUCUACCCAAAUACUGGACACCGGAGGAAGAUCUACAAGUUAAAAAGAUCAGGCUAGGGUCCCAGCGCAGGCCAUGGUACAGGAAGCUGCAAGGCUUCAGCAAAAAGACAUCUGGUUCGUCUGAGGAUGACUCUGAUUUUGACAUCAGUCCUUGGCUAGUUGCACCUGCUCGAACCUUCUCACCUGCUCCAAGUUCCCCACACAAAUUUUGAGACUCGGUCCUAUACACACCUCAUACUCAUUUCAAAACCUUGAAAUCCAUACUACUUUGUGCACAUUGUAUGAUUAAAGAUGAAAUGUGUAAUUUCUGCACUAAGCCAGUUUGCAAUUCUGCUAGUGCCACAGAAAUUACACACUUCACCUUUUAACAAGAGCCAAAUACAUUUGAGGAAGGAUAUUGUAACACUAAUUAAAGGGGUCAUGACAUGCAUAUUUUUUAUUUUCUUAUUUGAGGUUCACUUAUAACAUUGACUGUUUUUUGGGUAUAAAACUUUAAUGUAGUAUUACAAUUAUCUUUGGCCCUCUGUCUGAAACGCUCUGUUUUCUGUGUACUUCACCUUUAAGACACAUCCACUGGUUGGUUAAUUUGACCAACAUCAUUGAAAAUCAAAUGCCCUCCCGACAUUACAAGUGUGAAACUGUAUUUGCCAAGAAUGGAGAAUGAAAACUUGUAAGUGAUUCACGAAAUCCCCUAAAAGCACUCAGUCCAGGCAAUCAUUGCUAGAUACAGUAUAUGUUCCAUUUAUGUAAAGCACACAAUCAAACUACAACAGUUUGACUGAAAUAACAACAGAAAAUGGAGCACAAUCGUCACACUGUUUCUCCCUAAUCCUUCUGUGGCAUACAAGAUUUGGUGAUACAAUAAUGCCAUGUAAACAUAGAAAAUAGUCGAACACAAGCUGCGAAUGUGAAGGGUUAAUGUAUUUCCAGCUGUAGGGAGUGUUAAGGGAUGGUCAGCCCUGUUUGAUCCCCUGGCUUCAAAACAUGUCCCGUUAGGAAAUAAGGGAUGUUCGCUGGCUGGGGAAUGAUUCAUCGGUCGACCCGGGGAGGGAGUCUCCCUCGAUUAAUUUGCUUAAAUACGGGAAAAUGGGCAUCAUGAUGCGUUCAUUUCGGCCAAAAUGCAUGACAUCAUGGCUAUAAUGAGACAGAUGGGAAAGCAGGCAGCUUUACUACCAUAUACUUCAUUGUUUUUCGAUGCGCUCCACGUUCUUCUGCCAUGUUUAAAUAAUUUAAUCUAAAAUCAAUUGUGAGGAAUUAUGUAUUUCUUUGGUAAGUAACCAUGUAAUAAGCACAAUCCGUUCCCCUUUAGAAACAUGAUCAUGGUUUAUUUUGUGAUUUAAAGACGGCUGACAAUACAAUUCCUUGCAUAAAAAACAAACACAGGCAGAUGAAACUUUGUUUCACUUGUGUAAGGGGGUUCAGUGGAAAGGAGGCGGCGAGAACCGGCUUAAUAAUAUAAAUAAUAAUUUAAUAAACAACUUAAACAAAACACACAACUAUAAACACACAGUACAGCUGUCUGUAAUUCUCUCUCUCUCUCUCUCUCUCGAACUGUCGUCCCCGGCCGCCUUUAUCCCUCGCGCGCCCCAUCAGGCUGAUUGGGGACCGGGUGUGUCUCAUUCCAGCCCGGCCCCGCCCUCCUCGGCUCUACAACUUGUUACUCACCGGCAUUAGGCCUACCGUUAUGUCCAAUAUUGUUGCCACUGCUACAUAUUUCAAUACAAGUUUCAUUGCAAAACCUGAAUCCUUGGUUCUCAGAACAAUUAAUUUAAUCCAUGAAUCAAAAUAAUCCAAACAUUUGAAUCCAAACUCCUUUUGAAGGCUAUGCAGAGAUGCAGUUUUUCCCCAACCAGGAACACAACAAUGUCUGGGGACCUAAUUUUACUCUUUUCACUGGUUAAAAGCAAACUACAGUUACAAUAGUACCAUUUUCAGUAUUGCAGUAUCACAGCCACUUUCUCUCUCUGUCAACUAACUUGCCACGUGGACUACGUGUGUUGUGGAGGUGGGAACAGUGCAAAUGACACUACACUGUAACGUCACAAUGUAGCUGAUUUCAAAACUAGUUGUUUUUGCAGGGUGGAAACAAUAAAUGCUCUUUUUGGACUGGAGAGGAAUCUGAGUUUUUAUGUUUUUUAUUGCAUAAUGAACUCUUGUCAAAAUGUCAAGGAAAAUUUGAUUCCUAAUGUCAUGACCCCUUUAAAUGCAGACAAUGCUUGUAUAAAAAUAAUCUAUUUUGGUCUUGAAUGAGUUUUAUUUUUUGGCCCAUUCUAUUUGUUAAAACCUUGGUUUGGAACAAAUUGAUGCAGCAGUGAUUAAGCAAGUACAAGCAAUUUAUACAGCAUAUACCAUGUAUGUUUGCCCAAAAAGUUUGCUUCCUUUUUAGUGGAGUCUGAUUUAAGCCUGAUGUAGCAAUUGUGGCCAUUUGGAGCAUAUAACAUUUUCCUAAUUUGGGAACAUCCAUCUAAUCUAGGAGCCUGACCUGUUCAUUUUAAUAUUUGACCCCCACCCCAUUUAUGUCCAGGUUUGAGAUGAAUUUGCUCAAGCUGUGUAUGAUUUAAGUGAAAAUGAUCUGAGCAGGUCCACUUCUGCCAUUAAAUGUUAAGGGCUACAAGUGAAGGAUCUCCAUCAACAUAAAUGGGGGAAGGCCCUUCCUGUGUUUGUUUCUUAAACAGAUUUUGGCCGACAAAAAAUGAUAAUGAUUUUGCUUCAUUGUUUUCAUAAAUGUGGAACAAAUUCUAUAUGUUUCAAAAUCUGUAGUAGUAUGAAGUUCCUCUUGUUAUAUUAUUUGUUGUGGCUCUCUGGCAUGUCGCGGUCUGAAGUCAAGCAAUUUCAUUACUGAAAUGUAACUUCUGUGUGCCAGUAAAUAUACCAGCUCAGAAACGCGUCAUUUGUGUGAAUUUGACUCUCGCUCACUUGCCAGCAUGACUUGUGUAUGUCUUGUUUAAAUUACUACACAUAGAUCUGAAAGCACACUCAGCUUAAAGAUCCAGCUUAAACACCCCUCUAAAACCAGCAAGGGCAGUCCUGCAAAGUUCAGUAUUUUAUUUAUUAUGAGGUGAGCUUUUAAAGUCCUUUUAUGUCUUUGUUCAAAUGUCUUUCCUGUUUCAUUCCUAAAAUACCUCUGAAGACAAACUUUUUUUAUUUAUUUCUUUAUUAAUUUUUUUUUAUCCACUUUUCUCCCAAUUUGGAAUGCCAAUUCCCACUGCUUAACAGGUCCUCGUGGUGGCGUGGUUACUCACCUCAAUCCGGGUGGCGGAGGACAAGUCUCAGUUGCCUCCGCUUCUGAGACAGUCAAUCUGGGCAUCUUAAGAUGUGGCUUGCUGUGCAUGACACCACGGAGACUCGCAGCAUGUGGAGGCUCAUGCUACUCUCCGCGAUCCACACACAAUUUACCACAUGCCCCACUGAGAGCAAGAACCCCUAAUCGUGACCACAAGGAGGUUAUCCCAUGUGACUUUACCCUUCCUAGCAACCGGGACAAUUUGUUUCACUCAGCCUCAGUUUGUCACUCAGCACACCCUGGAUUCAAACUCACGACUCCAGGGGUGGUAGUCAGCGUCAAUAAUCGCUGAGCUACCCAGGCAGCCAUAAACGGUUUUCUUUUUUUUUUUUUUUUUUUUUUUUUUAAGGCUAGUUAGAGUGCUCUGUAUUUGCCGAGUUAAUCCUCUCUUCCUCUGUAUGAGGAAAAAUGUAUACCUUACUAUAAAGACUUUCCAUGGUUCCCCAGAUUGCCCAUGAGACGAUCCUGUUAAAUUGGGUGAGUUCAGGGUUUUUGAUGUUGCUUCACUGGUGGCCUUGUCAUUUUGUGCUAGCAAAUAGCUGCUUCUCUUUUGCAUUUGUGAUUUUGUGAUGUGAGCUUUAUUUCUUAAAACUCACUCCUCUAGUAAGUUCAUCCUUAUACAAAGUUACACAAGGGAAUCACUAUAGACCAUCAUGUAACAUUUUCCGAAGUGCUGGAUGUUACAAAGCAUUGCCUCGCUUGUAGUGUCGCCUGCAGUGCAUAAGCUUAUCUCAUUGUUAAUUAUUCCUGCAACAUUUUUCAUAAGGUAUUUUCUUAAUGAGCAAUGUGUAAGCAAAUUGGGAAUGCUUAUCUGAGUUAUGUGUUUGAGUUUCUGUUGGUUUAUCUCUGUUUGCUUUUCGCUGCUGGUUGCAGUCUUGGCUUUGUGUCGCAGCUCAUGCAGAGACAGGUACAGUAUCAGGUCUCAUUUAACUUCUAGAUGUCAGUAUAACACAAUUAUUCUUGUUUUAAAAGCCAGCAGUUGCUCAUCUUUUGGUCUUGUGUAUAGAUAUGUUCUGAUUUAUGUUCUAACUCUGUACUACCACCCAACAGGAGCAAAUCAAUGGGUGACAUUACACUAGAGCCCAUAUUACAGGAAUCUGACAACUGCUCCAACUUUGACCUACUGGGGUCAUGGCAUAUUCACCAGAGAUCUGUUGGGGAGCUGACCCUUGACCCCUCAGCCAUGCAGAGGGUUCAACAGGAGCAGUUACAGAGCAUCCGAAUCGGAAUGAAGGAAAGUGAAGCCAAGUGGCAUGAAGUGUCAAUUGUUUAACACAAACAUUCUCCUCAUCUGCCAUUAUUUGGACAAGUAGUCUGACCCCAAACUUAUUCCAUUGGUUUAGCCAGUGAUGUUAAUGUCUGGCCCGGUUGGUCCGCUCAGGCAAACAGAUUCCGAUUCUGUUUGAUGUUGCGAUUUUUAAUACUUAACACUUAACACUCCUAUUAUGUUGAAAAAUUGGGUUCACCCUUUAAGGUAUGACCAUAUUUGGUUUCAAUGCAAUUCACCUGAAAUCACACUAUGAAAAACAGCAAAGAAUCUGGUGAAAACAGUAACAAAGAUACAUCAAAUAAAUGUUUUAUUUUGUGUAUGUAAAAGUAGCUUUGAACAUAAAAUAAAGCAGAUCAAAUUGACAUGCAAACAUUGUUGUAUACAAUUUUUUACAGCCUUUCCAAAACACAUCUGUGUGUUCACACCUUGCAUGCACAUGCAUGACCUGAAAUUAGGGAAAGUCACAAAAUUUGGAUCGUUCCGUGGACAAAAUAUUGAUCAAAUAUCUUGAGUGACAAAAGAGAAACUCCAGUCUGCUCAAAUUUUAAAAGAUAUGUGGAAGGUGCUCUAGAAGUAGAUUCCAAGACACUUCAGUUCUUAAUUAAAACAACCUUUAUUAAGUUGGCUAUUUCCUAUUAGAAACCAUUUAAAAACUGUCAUCAGUAAAAAAAAAAAUUAAAAAAAAAAAUGUGGGAUUGCAAUCCACAUUUCUCUUUUUUGCUGUUGACAGUUGUUAAGUUGUUUCUAAAAUGAAAUGGCCAACUUAAUAAAGGCAGAUUUAAUUAAGAACUAAAGAGUGCCUUGGAACCUACUAGAUGAAUUGAUACAUUUCUGUCCAAGAACUUUAAGUAUACAAAGCACCCCAAACAACAUGAGUUGUGAAAAAUCUGAGCUUUAUACAGCUUUAUACCAUUUGUGCCAUUGAAGAGAUGGUAAGUCUAUCCCUCACAGCCUCGUUGUCAUUCCCAUUAAAAAUCAAAGAUAGCACUAGCGUGAAUAAGGUCUAUUGGUUGAGUAACGUUGUUAGGGCGGGUCUAAGUGGGUCGCCUUAAACAAACAGAGCUGGGUUUCCCAAAAGUAUCACAAGCUUAAGUUGAUCGUAGAGACACGCAUGGUUUCUACAAUCUACUUAGGCUUACAAUGCUUUUGGGAAAUGCAGCCCAGAGACAUUUUCAAAGUUCCACAGAAAGACAGAUCUUACAGUUUUCAAGAAAAUUAACAUAUGAGUGGCUGACUUAUUGUUGUCUCGCAUAGUAAGCUUGGAUAGGAGAAAGUAUUUUAACACAGAAAAAUAUUACAUAAGCAUCAACUUUUUGUGUUUGAUAUAUUGGGAUUGCCACUGUAGGGGGCCUUAGUUAGUCAAAGGUUUGUUUUUGUUUUUUUCUUUCUGUUUACCACAGAGAUAUUUAUUUUGCCCAUCUUCUAGGUCAUUCACACAUUACUCAAAUGCUAUAGUCUGGCAGAUCAUUUUUACCUGUCACUGUAUAGUCAGUUUUCACCUGUCACUUUAGGAUCUGAGCAGGUGAAAGAGCCAACACCAGAGCACAAACUGUGACCUCCACAGGAAGUGAGAGAAGAGGGAGCAAAUUGAGCUCAUUACCAGUGGUGGAGGGAGUAGUGCUGUCAAGACUGCACAGCUCGCUAGGGUGCCAGAGGAGAGUCCACAGGAGACCACAAGCAGCCACAUGCUUGCCACACAGGUGCAGCCUCACACCAGUGCGACAGAUCCCUCUUACACCCAGUGCACCUCCAGUAGAUCCCUUCCCAAUCUGUAUCCUCCAACCCGGGGAGAGAGGACCCACCUUGGCUCUCUGACUUCAGAUCAGGUGUUCACACCUGUUGCUGGUUCUUUACUCUCUACUUGUUCCAAUAUGCCUGGACUCAUGAGUGAUGCUGGGUCCAGUAUUACCAGCAAUGGGCUGACUGUGUGGUCCACCACCUCUGCUUCAACAUUACAAACGGCAUGUCUUCUGCUCUGACCAGUGACAUUAAUGCAGAGACACCUGACUCAGCCCAAAAGAGCACCAGUAAAGUCUUCAGUACACCAGCAGCUGUCAGCCCUGAACAGAGUUCACCCACCAGUCUGACCGUCUCUGAUCCAGAGCAGUUGGGUCCAGACUUGAAUCAUCGCGCCUGCCCCUUGGAGAACUUUUAUGCAUGGGGAACGCGGAUGUCUGCUACUCUACAUAGAGGUUUUAGAAGGUCAGAAGGUUGUUCAUGGCUCACAACAGGUGUCACACCCCGGCCGUUUGGAGCCAAACCCUCCAAAGUGUCCUCACUGCCUAGAGUAUAUGGCGUAAGUGGCCAUAUUUAUGCUACCUACAGUAAUACUUGUGUUUUCUUCUUCAGCAAUGUCUGGAUUUCCACUGCCGGUCCAGUAUUCAUGUAUUGGCAUGCUUUCACUCACAGUGGGGGCUUGUGAUUUUUGACCCAUUUGAUUUGCUGUUUGUGGCUGUUUCACAUGGUCUACAGUGUCUGUCUGAUUUAAAAUGCAGAUUCAACUACAUUCUCUCUAAUCUGGUGCUUUGUGUCUUUGUUUAUAUAUUGUAGUUUUCUCUUACAUUAUACUUCAAGGAGUAGUUCCCCCAAAGAUGCUAAUUCUCUCAUCAUUUACUCACCAUUAUGCCAUCUCAAACCCGUAUGACUUUCUUCUGCAGAUUACAAAGUUUUUUUGACCAUAAAUCUUAACAUUUACAGUCUCCUUGGCGCCAUCAUGAUUUUAAGCUUGAUGCAUCAAGAGCGAGGAAGAGUCAAGAUUUAUAGUGAAAAAGAAGUUACAUUUUGGUCUGUUUCUAAACCCAAAACCAUUCGUAUCACUUCAGAAGACAUAGAUUAAACCACUCGAGCUGAAUGGAUUACUAUAAUGCUGCCUUUUGUCCUUUUUUGAUCUUGAAAGUGUUGGACCCCACUUACUUGUUUUGUAUGGACAAAAACAUCUCAUCUCACCAUCAAUAUAUCUAUGUUAGUGUUCCGCAGAAAGUCAUAAGAGCUUGAGACAGCUUAAAGGUGAGUACCCUAAAUAAUGAGAGAAUUAUAAUUUUGGGGUGAACUAUUACUUUAAAUGCCCCAUGAAAUCAAAAUUGGAGUUGUAUGGCAUUUAGUCCAUGCACUGGUGUAGCCAUGGGUGGGCCUGGGUGGUCUGGUGCCACCCAAUGCCAUUCAGGCCCACACAAUCAUUGUCCUAUGCCCCUUUUCCACUAACAACAGAGGUUGUUGGGCUGGAUAAUGUCAACAUCAAAGCUUUCAAAACAACAGCAGCUCAAAAAACAAAACUAGAUCACUUUUAAUUUAACCAAGCUAUUUACAACCGAUGCGGCGAUGAGAUGCGCAUUUAGUUGGCGGGCAUCCCGUAUAGUGCAGUGGCUCCAACAUCUUUAUUUUCCCUGUCUAAUAACAUAUUUGUAACAAAUGUUAAAAUGUGAAUUGAUUGCUGUGAAUUGUAUUAAUAAGGCUAUACAUUGAAAUAACUUCUAACCUAUUCAUUAAAACCAGAUCAAGUUGACAUAACAUGCUGAAUUAAAUAACUUUGGAUGUUAAAAUGCUCUCAAAACUCCUAAAACUCUAAACUAUAUCGACUUAUUUAAAAAAAUAAAAUAAUGUUAAUCCACCCCUGGAGUUGCGAGUUUGAAUCCAGGGCAUGCUGAGUGACUCCAGCCAGGUCUCCUAAGCGACCAAAUUGGCCCAGUUGCUAGGGAGGGUAGAGUCACAUGGGGUAACCUCCUCGUGGUCGCGAUUAGGGGUUCUUGCUCUCAACUGGACGUGUAGUAAGUUGUGCGUGGAUCGUGGAGAGUAGCAUGAGCCUCCACAUGCUGUGAGUCUUCGCGGUGUCAUACACAGCGAGCCAUGUGAUGAGAUGCGUGGAUUGACUGUCUCAGAAGUGGAGGCAACUGAGACUUGUCCUCUGCCACCCGGAUUGAGGUGAGUAACCGCACCACCAUGAGGACCUACUCAGUAGUGGGAAUUGGGCAUUCCAAACUGGGGAGAAAAUGGGAUAAAAUUAAGAAAAAAAAAUACAAAAAUAAUGUUAAUUACAAAUAUAUGUAUGAACUGAUUAUGCAUUUUAUUUGUUAUAACUUUUGUUCUUUGCAUCAAAAGCAGCUUGUGACCACAUAAAUAAGCUUCUCUGUAAAAUGUAAAUUAUUUUGGAUGAUAAAAUAUGCUAUUAAAACUUCAGCCUCUCUUUUUUUUUUUUUUCUCUG
Molecule: messenger RNA, 10109 nt
Organism: Myxocyprinus asiaticus (Chinese sucker)
Lineage: Eukaryota; Metazoa; Chordata; Actinopteri; Cypriniformes; Catostomidae
Product: LIM domain only protein 7-like
Exons: 14
Coding region: 1-1569 (522 amino acids)
Biological process (GO): regulation of cell adhesion; regulation of signaling
Molecular function (GO): protein binding
Source: RefSeq, a predicted model, not a curated record